AUGUGGUGCUACCGGAGAAUCCUUAAGAUUUCUUGGACCAAACACACAAGCAACGAAGGGGUUCCUGGACAGCUAAACAAAGAUCGGGAACUCUUAUCCACCAUCAAGGCCAAAAAGUUUGCCUUGUGCCUGCUUGUCAUUUUUAUUAUUGAACUGGCAGUAGGAAUAGCAGCAGCAGUGUACAAGAAUGAUUUCCAUAAAGGCAUUAAACAGCUGAUGCGGGAGUCAAUGAAUAAGUACGAAACCAACGAAGCCGACCGAAUGGCUUGGGACAAUCUGCAGACAAAGCUAAAGUGUUGCGGAGUCGAUAAAAAUAAUGAUUGGAUUUUGCUGCUUGGAAAACGACCCCUAUCCUGUUGCCAUGCAACUAGAGAUGGUUCUCAGCCUCCAGAAGCCAUUCAUUGUAAUAGCGCAAAAACCGGAGACGAGAUACUAUACUCCGAUGGAUGUUUCGAUAUGAUCGAAUACAAAGCCGAAGAAGCGUCCAAGGUGCUUAUCGGAGUUGGAAUAGGAAUCGCUUUUGUUGAGCUUAUUGGAAUUGUCUUGGCUUGUUGGUUGGCAUCGGCUAUAAAAAGUAGGAGUUAAAAUGUUGGAUUCCGAUAGUAUUAGAUUGUUGGGUAACUGUAAAUGUAUUCUAGUCAAGAUUAGAAUGCUUGUACGCUUGUUAAAUUAUAUAUUAUUCAAAUAAAAUAUAAGUUGUAUAUUUUAUGUCGAUGUUAUAAGUAAUAUCUAGUAGUAUAUUGCUAAUGUUGAAAUUAUGAUUAAAAAUAUAAAAAAUAUAUAAAAUCAAAUAUGUGUAAUGUAUACUAUUUUAUGUAUCAUCUGUAUGUAUGUAUUACUUUUAUAUUGUACAAAUACUAUUUAAUAUUUUAAUUUAAUUUUUCUAGUCAUUACAUAGGUAUAUAUUUCAAUCUAUAGCACAGGUAACAUAGUAUAAUGAUAGCUGCUUGCAUGGUAACAAAUUAUUUUAAAGGCUUAUUGUUAAUGAGAAAUUUAUUUGCAGAACAUAAUAUGUGUAUUUAGGAUUCGCAUUAAAAUCUGUUUCCGUAGGCUCAAUAGAUUACAUUAAUUUUAAGAAAUAUAAUAAAAAUAAAAUUUU
Molecule: messenger RNA, 1099 nt
Organism: Sitophilus oryzae (rice weevil)
Lineage: Eukaryota; Metazoa; Arthropoda; Insecta; Coleoptera; Curculionidae
Product: tetraspanin-7-like
Exons: 4
Coding region: 1-585 (194 amino acids)
Cellular component (GO): membrane
Source: RefSeq, a predicted model, not a curated record